CUCUACAUCUCUCUCCUGUCUUUCCCAGUCCAGUCUGCAGUCAAUGCCAUCUGGGUGCCAGAGGAGAUGGAAUACUUCCUGGAAGUGGAGUGGGUGAGCCCAUCAACAGAUGUGCAUUACUACAAGCUGAAGUUCAGAUCCCUAGUGGAGAUGGAUGAGAAGCAGGUCAUGGUCCCCAAAAGCAAUGACCCUAAGAGCAGAUACAUCCUCACUGGCCUGAUACCUGUAACAGAACAUGUCACACCUGUGAAAGACAGCACAGAGGGGAAACCAUCCUCAGUGACUGCCAGGACUGUACCCUUGUCCAUAGGAACCCACUUUACAAACUAUAAAAGCCACACAAAACUUUCACAAAGGAGAAGUCUUUUGCACAUUCCUUGGAAAUGCAUGGGGACCUCUCCUCAAGGUGUGGGAUGCUGGCCCUGAGUUACUCUUCUGGAAGCUGAGCGAAAGGAAUAUGUGACCCUACCAUCAG
Poecile atricapillus (Black-capped chickadee) is the source of this 475-nucleotide messenger RNA. RefSeq names its product tenascin-N-like. Lineage: Eukaryota; Metazoa; Chordata; Aves; Passeriformes; Paridae. The record is from RefSeq and is a predicted model, not a curated record. Bases 67 to 426 code for a protein of 119 amino acids. The transcript has 3 exons. Gene Ontology annotation, molecular function: protein binding.